GAAGGUUCCAACCACAGUGGGAAGCAGUCAUCUCCUCACAGUGGGACCUCAGAGCACAGCAGACUCUUCCUCGAGCCGGUGUGAGAAUCUAAAAAUCUUCAAUACGUGACCUUUUGAGUACUCGCUGCAGUGGCAUUGUCAUGGUUUCUCAGGGCCUCCAGAUCAUGGGUGUGCUGCUUGCCUUCAUCGGCUGGCUGGGCACCAUCAUCACCUGCGCCAUGCCCAUGUGGAGGGUCACCGCUUUCGUUGGGGCGAACAUCGUCACCGCCCAGGUGAUCUGGGAAGGCCUGUGGAUGACCUGCGUGGUCCAGAGCACGGGCCAGAUGCAAUGCAAGGUGUACGACUCCAUGCUCGCUCUCCCUCAGGACCUGCAGGCCGCCAGGGCCAUGGUGGUCAUCUCAGUUAUCGUCGGGGUGUUCGGCGUCCUCAUGGCCGUGGUGGGAGGAAAGUGCACCAAUUGCAUGGAGGACGAAGCGGCCAAAGCCAAAGCCUGCAUCGUGUCCGGAGUGAUCUUCAUAAUAGCCGCCUUGCUGAUCAUGGUCCCGGUGUCGUGGUCGGCUCACGCGGUUAUCCGGGACUUCUACAACCCACUGGUGAUUGCGGCUCAGAGGAGGGAACUCGGUGCUGCACUUUAUAUCGGCUGGGGCUCUGCUGGGCUGCUGCUGCUGGGAGGAGGUCUGCUUUGUAACAACUGCCCCCCGCAGAACAGCACAAGACACUUUCACCCCACCAAGUUCACCCCUGUUAGAGCUGCGUCUUCAAACGUUGACUAUGUGUGAGUGUUUUGGCUUGAACUGCAGCAUUACAUGUCUGGAAAUUCGUUAUACAAUUUGUUAAUUCUCUCUCAUUAACAGCUUGACAGAAAGAUCUGUUUCUUAGAAUUAGAAUUAGUUUUUUAGGAGUAUUUCAGCAGGACAUUUGUGUAUUUGGUUGAUCAAAUGUAUCUGAAAAUUUGAAUUUAUUUCUGAACUCUUGUAGCAAGACAACGACAAAAAACAGUGCCGUUAAGUAGCGUAAAUGGUUUUGUUGUUUGGGGGAAUGUUUCUCUGAAACAAUAGGCUGCUUCAGAAGAUAUGAAAAGAAAAAAAAAAAAAGUGCAGUAAGAGAUUUUUCUAAUAAAUAAUAUAGUGCUGAAAUCAGACUUUUUCUUGUAUGAUAUGAUCCCUGAAGAACUUCCAAAUGCAGGAAGUAAAGGCUCUUUGUCCAUGUUGCUUUCCAUUGUCUGCUCUGCACCUUCAGAAAACACGAAUGAAGCGGUUUCUCAAUAACUAUUUGGGACAAGGCACUUAGGAAUGCAGGGCGGUGGACUCUUGGUGAUUUAUUUACCAUUUGAGACGUUGCCGUGGUGUAAAACACAGCGCUUGUAUUAAGAUGAUUAUUUACAGUUUCGCUCUAGAGUAGAAUGGAUGUCACUGGCAGAGACGACAGCGCUCCGUGUAUGCUCGGAUUCCUGUUGCUUAGGAACCAUUUUACAUCCCCAAAGAAUGGGCAUUCACACUUUGCCCAGUGAGAGCACAUCUGCCAGUUCUUGUCAGAUUGAUAUAUUUUAAACCGAUUCAAUUGUUUGGUUUCUAAACUGACUUUCAAAUAAAACCAGUCUGAAACGAAAAACAUAUCACACCUGUAACUUUUUCCAUUUACUUUUACUCCGUAGCAAAACCCCUCAAAAUAGUAAGUAAAAGACAUUUUUAAAUUAUAGCAAGCACUUUGCAGAAUCCCACAGACUUUGCUAUAUGCAUCUUCGAUUAAUAUGUACAUUUUAAAAGCAACUUUGAUGUCUCAGCUGAACUGCUGCAAAAUUAAGCGGUUAUUUAGCCAAACAGCUUGACGACCUUUACAACAUAAAAUGAGCUAGUUCAAUAAUGCACUGUGCAACAAAUUAAAUUAACUACUGUAGUAAAUAGCAGUGUUCAAUAUUUGUCUCUAGAAUUUAGCAUUGAAAAACCAAAGCUUAGAUUUAUCCCUCAUUUAUGUUGCAUCAAACAACAAAUUGUGACAACAAUAUCUGUUGAUUAUCUGAAUGCAAAAAAAUGACAAAUGAUUCAAGUCUUUCAUAAGUUGUAAAUAAGAAACACAAGCAGUGACAGAAUUAGUAAUUAGUAUUGCAUUUAAUACACAAAAAACAUUUAAGAAACGAAUUGAGCUUCAAUCCGAACUCCAGGUCGCAUUAUGUCAACAUGGCACAUAAAUUAAAGCACACAAUGUCUUGCAUAAA
This is a messenger RNA of Gasterosteus aculeatus aculeatus (three-spined stickleback), 2215 nucleotides long. RefSeq names its product claudin-4. Gene Ontology annotation, cellular component: membrane; bicellular tight junction. Lineage: Eukaryota; Metazoa; Chordata; Actinopteri; Perciformes; Gasterosteidae. The record is from RefSeq and is a predicted model, not a curated record. Gene Ontology annotation, molecular function: structural molecule activity.